GGUGCUUGGUGUCUCUCUUCCGAAACAGACGAGAUGGCGCUUAGGGCUUUUACCAGAAGGCUGCGGGAUGCUUCCAAAGUACCCAAAUUUCUCCAAGAUCAAGCCUUAAUUGGUAACCAAGCAGCCCCAGUUGUGAAUGCUGGACUACAGAAAAGAGAAUAUAGUAAUGGAGGAAAAAUCAAAGUCGACAAACCGAUAGUAGAGAUUGAUGGGGAUGAAAUGACUAGAAUUAUAUGGGCAAAAAUAAAGGAAAAGCUUAUAUUCCCAUUUCUCGAUUUGGACUGCAAAUAUUUCGAUCUUGGGUUGCCAUACAGAGAUGAAACGAACGACCAAGUCACAAUAGACGCCGCAGAGGCAAUGAAGGAAUACAAUGUUGGCGUGAAGUGUGCAACCAUCACCCCAGACGAAGCUAGAGUUAAAGAGUUCAAUCUGAAGAAAAUGUGGCGCAGUCCCAAUGGCACCCUCAGGAACAUUCUAGGUGGUACCGUGUUUCGUGAACCAAUCGUUUGCAAAACCAUCCCUCGUUUGGUGCCUGGAUGGGAGAUGCCGAUUAUAAUUGGGCGUCAUGCUUUUGGCGACCAGUAUCGUGCAACGGAUCUUGUGGUCAGUGGUCCUGGAAACUUUAGUCUGACUUUUACACCGGCUGACGGCGGUAAUAGUACUUCCAUCAGUGUUUUUGAUUUCAAGGAUAGUGGGGGCGUCAUUCUUGGCAUGUAUAAUACCGACGAGUCAAUCAAGGACUUUGCACAUAGUUGCUUCAACUAUGCUCUGUCUAAACAAUGGCCACUCUACAUGAGCACAAAAAACACCAUUUUGAAACGGUACGAUGGCCGAUUCAAGGAUAUAUUUCAGGAGAUCUAUGAAGCAAGCUACAAAUCAAAAUUCGAGGCUCUUCAGAUCUGGUAUGAGCACAGGCUGAUCGAUGAUAUGGUUGCUUACGCUUUGAAGUCAAGCGGUGGCUUCGUUUGGGCUUGCAAGAAUUACGACGGAGAUGUACAAUCAGACACGCUGGCCCAAGGAUUCGGGUCUUUAGGGCUGAUGUCCAGUGUUUUGAUUUCACCCGAUGGAAAGACUGUUGAAUCAGAAGCCGCCCAUGGAACUGUCACCAGGCAUUACAGAGAGCAUCAGAAGGGAAGGGAGACCAGCACAAACCCUAUUGCCAGUAUCUAUGCAUGGACUCGAGGCCUCCUUCACAGAGCCAAGCUUGACGGCAACAAAGACCUCACUGUGUUUUGUAAUGCAUUAGAGCAGGCUUGUGUUGACACAGUAGAUGACGGAAUCCGCACCAAAGAUCUUGCUGGAUGCAUUUAUGGCUUAGCAAAUAUAAAACGAGAGCACUAUGUCCUUACUGACGAAUACUUAGAUGCUGUCCGCUCAAAAUUGCUUGAAAUUUGGUCACCUCCUCAGUGAAGAAAAGAACCGUCCUUCUUUGAACGUGUGUCGUACAGGCGUUGUUAAAUCUUAUCAAAUUUUGCACAAAUAGAAUGAUUUUUCUAUCUUUGAGUGUACAAUAUAGCUAUGUUAUUUAUAGUGAAUUGUGGAGGCAAAGUGGCCUGGAAUUAGCAGUAGAAUGCUAUAACAAAUAAUUGUGCAGUCA
Rhopilema esculentum is the source of this 1597-nucleotide messenger RNA. RefSeq lists its product as uncharacterized. Gene Ontology annotation, molecular function: isocitrate dehydrogenase (NADP+) activity; NAD binding; magnesium ion binding. The record is from RefSeq and is a predicted model, not a curated record. Gene Ontology annotation, biological process: NADP+ metabolic process; isocitrate metabolic process. Lineage: Eukaryota; Metazoa; Cnidaria; Scyphozoa; Rhizostomeae; Rhizostomatidae. Gene Ontology annotation, cellular component: mitochondrion.